CCCGCACUGAGAGGACGACUCCGCCUGUAUUGGUUCUAACGGCGGCAUAUAAACAGCCUCUUCUGACAGUCACUGGCAAAAAUCGCCGAUGACAGAAGAAUAAUUUUCCAUCGGUCAAAGGAAGAAAAAGAUGGAUCUUUCUUUAUCCUCCAGGGAAGAUCCAUUCGCCCCGGAGAGUAUUUUUUCCAAACAGGAUCUCCCGGUCGUGCCAAAUGAUAAUCCAGAGUCGUACUGUCGGCUAUGUUUGACGACGCCUGAUGUGGAACCACUGUUCCCAAUGGGGAGCGAUCCGAAUGUGUACAUGCUGGAACUUAUCGGGAAGUACAUAGGCAUCGGGUUGAGUCUGCAUGAAGAUUAUCCGUGUGCUUUGUGUCGUCCGUGUCAGCUCAUUUUGGAUCAGUUUGAUUUGUUUCGGCAGAAUUGCUUGAAGGUAGACAUCGCCAUUAGAAGAAAAAGACUUGGAUUGGACCAAGUGAUAAAAAAUGAACCUCUUGAUGAAAUUGAUGAAGAUGAAGCGGAUCUACCGUAUAUACGCAUUGAAAAUAGAAGUUAUAAGUGUCGAAUCUGCUCGCAAAUAUUCCGCUCGCUAUCGCUAUUCAUGGUCCACUGCAAGGAAGAGCACCCCGGUGAAUCGCGGAUGUUCAAGUGUAAAAUUUGCGACAAAUCAUUUAUGACUAAGACGGCCCGUCUGGCACAUAUACGAUCUCACAAGAGCAGUAACUCUCAGGAAGCCGACUUGACGAGUGAUCGCAUACAGGUGUGCGAAAAAUGCAUGGUUACUUUCGACUCCUAUAAACUGUUGAAAAUUCACAUCAAAGAUCACCACUCGAACGAUCCCAAACAAGAUACCCUGGUGUGCAGCACCUGCAGUAAACAGUUCAGCAGAAUCACCAUACUUCGCAACCACAUCUUGCGUGUGCAUCUCGGUAAAUUGCCUCACGCUUGCAAGCAUUGUGGAAUCAGUUUUGGCUACAGCCAACAGCUACUGAUCCAUCUUAAACAUGAACAUGGCAUUGUCAUGUCCCGACAGGAGCAACUGAAUCAGUCAGGCCAAUCAUUCACAGAGGAGGAGUUCGAUAAUGAGGAGGAGAAUCAGAUUAUGCCCCCUGUGCCUGAGGUGGUAGAGGAACAACCACCUCAGGCAGUAACACCGGAACCGGCUCCCAGCAGAAGAAACAAGUACACAUGUAUCGACUGUAGCAUGCAGUGCAGCAGUCAUGACGAGUUGAGGAAUCAUCGCAAGAUUCACCAGGAUCCAACUUGGUGGAAGUGUAUGCACUGUCGCAACUUUGUGAAACACCAGAAGAUGCACCUGAUGAAGAAACAUCCAACUAUAGCCGAUAGUGACGAUGUGGAUUCUUCCUUCGAGCUGCGGUAUCGUUGCUGGUUGUGUCGGGUUUACUUCAAAUCUAUCCAACAGAUGGAAGUACAUGCCAAUGUGCGCCAUCAGAUUCCUCUGCCCAGAAAUCAUCAGCCACCGGAAGCGGAUCAAUCGAUGAGUGAUGAGGGGGGCGACGUUGGGGAACACUCAAUGGUCCCACUGAAGCAGCCUACCCCGAUGACGGUGCAGCCGCCGCUUGCGAUCGGGCCAGAGCAUUUGCCGCUGCUGUUGUCGCAGCUCGAGAACGGCGCAUGGGAUUAUGUGAAGGACAUUAGAAGAUUCAUGGACCCUGCUAACCUGUCCGCUUAUUCGGUCAAGAUCAAGGAAGAUCCCGAUCAGUCGGACACGUCAGCCAAUGCGAUGGAUUUAUCUGGCAUGAGUGAGCAAGCCGCCAGUUCGAGGGAUGUCUCGUUCAACGCUCAGUCCAGAGACGACAUCGAGCAGGACGAUUUGAACGAGAACGAUUCGGACGACGAUUACUUCGUUCGAUUGGAGAACCGUACCUACCAGUGCAAGUUCUGUACGGAAACAUUCCGCCAUCUGUUGCUGAUAAGGAAGCACGUCAAGCUGCAGCACCCAACCGAGUGGAAGAGCUUCCGCUGCGGCGAGUGCAAGCGCCGAUUCCCGUCGGCGGCGAUUCGUGAUCGUCACGCGCAUUUCCACUCGCUAGAUCAUCCUUUCAAGUGUACCAAGUGUGACCAGGUGUAUGCUACUAAGAAAAGACUGGAGCAGCAUGUCAGCUUUUUCCAUGAAAGCACUUCACCUACAUUCACAUUGGAACGCAUAAGAUGCGGGCCUUGUCGUUUGUUGUUCACCGAAAAGAAAUACUACGAUCUCCACUCGAGAGUAUAUCACGAUCGUAAACCGACGCGGUUGAAGAAUCUGACCACGAAAAUCCAAGUUUGCGAGAGAUGUGUCAUCACGUUCAAUUCCCGAGAGCUACUGUCGGAACACAUGAAACAAUUCCACCAAUCCGAUCCUCCCAUGGUGAAGUGUGAGUGUCCAAAAUGUGCGAAGGAUCUAAAAACAUUAACUUUGCUUAGGAUCCACAUUCUUGUGGUUCACUUGGGACAUCUUCCGUUCGUUUGUCAGUAUUGCGAGGCCGCAUUCUCAAGUCGUCACUGGCUUCUGAAGCACGUCGAGAAGGACCACUCCGAACAGGUUACAUAUAAAUGCCCUGCCUGUGACGAAUCGUUUAACAGUGAGCAAAAGCUUACCCUCCAUCAGGAUCAGCUUCAUUCUCAGCCCCAGUUUGAGUUCGAUCCGAACACUGGACUGGCUCUGUUCCCUUGCACCAAGUGCGACAAGAAGCUCGAAUCGAAAGAUCUUCACGAGAAGCACAUGCUGAAAGCCCAUCCAACCUUCAUGCUACUCUACAAAUGCCCGCUGUGUACGAAACCCAUACGCUACCGCAGACAGCACAUGCGGAUCCACCACGAUGUCGAUUACGACCCGAAGGAACACAUCUACCAGACCCGCUACAAGUGUCACUGCUGCUCGAAGCUGUUCAAGCAGAAGCGUCUUCUCAGUGCCCAUCAGAAUGCAUUAUCCUUCCAGUGCGAUCGGUGCCAGAUGCGUUUCAAAACGAAAAAGAGCCUCCAGGCGCACGGCGCUGUCCACAAAAUUACCAACGCGCUCAAGUGUGAGGAUUGUGGACUGGAAGUGGCGUAUCGUGCCCGGCUGGAGGAACAUCGGCGACGAUUCCACAGCAGCACUUCGACGGAAACGCUCAAACUAAUCAGCUGUCCGUACUGCCCGAAGCUGUUCAUGAGCAUGAGCAAUCGCGAACGGCACAUCAGCGUUCAUCAUCCGCAGGAUGGUUUCCAGAUUGAGUGCCAUCAUUGUCCGUUGAAGGUGACGGAUACCACCGUGCUGCGGAAGCACUAUCGAACCGAUCAUCCGGAGGAAAGAUGCACAUUCAAGUGUCCAGUUUGUGCUAAGGUGUACUUGCAUGCGUCCAGCUAUAAGACACAUUUCAAACAGCACAAGACUGGUGUGAAGGAGAGAAGAGAAAGAGAGAAGCUACAAAAUUCCAUGCUGAGUGGGGAGGGUGGCUCCGAGGCAGAGAAAAGUCAGCAACCAUUGAAUGCGAAGGAUUUUAUUAAACAGGAGUUAAACGACGAAGAAGCUGAGGUCCACGAACCGGAGAUAGAAGUGAAACUAGAGCCCGGAUUGGCGGUUGAGGAAACGACACCGAUCGAAUCGUCUGUGGCAGCUAAUGAGCAAACGGACGAUAUAAAGACAGAGAACGGAAUACCACAAGCGGAGGAUGGAAAUGGUUACGAGCAGGAAGUAGCAGCUGUAAGUUCCACCAAUGCCAGGGAAAUGUCUAAGUUUACUACAGAGGACGCGGAAGGUAGGAAAAAUUCAGUUGAAGCAGACACUUCAGAGGAGCUAAAUGAUGCAGAGACAGAUUCCGCGACCGAGAGUGAAAUGUACAAAGCUCUCACUGAGGAAGCGAACUUGAGGACAAGUUCAGUUGUGGAUGAAGCGAAACCCGAAUCUGUAAAUAAAUCACAGGAGGAAAAUGAUGCAAAGGAGAAUUCCGUGGGUGAGGGUGAAAUUUCACAACAGAAGCACACAGAAGUAUCACUUCCAGAGACAGGUCCUGUUAAAGCGGUCGAUGCGGAAUGCACCGGCGAACCAAAAAAUGUAAAUGAACAGAAUAAUGAAGAGAAGAACCCCGGGAGCGAUGGAGAAUCCUCUCAGAAAGAUAAUUUAAAAACAGACCCCUCUGAAAUUGAACAAAAAGUAAAUACCGAUGAAGUUAUCAACGGUGCCGGAGAGCCACCUUUGUCAAUACCAACAGAACAAAUGAAAACAAAAAAGGAAGCAUCAGCAACUUCAGCACCACAUGCGGAGAUAGGCGAAGGCGCGAACAAACAGAAUGAUAUCCAGAGUUGUGGGUCAGGAAUUUCAAAAGACGAAGCAGUGGAAGGGGUCAAAAGCAACUCUAGUAUUUUAGACACAGUAGUACAAAAAACAGAAUGCGAUUCAGAAAAUACAGAAAUUAAAAACCAAGUUGGAACUAAAAGUUCAGAUACUCCUGUAGAAACGUUAAAAAAUGCAAUUGAUAAGGUAGUGCCAGCCACCGAGUGCAAGGGAGAGUCUAAAAAGCAGACGAUCGAACAGAUUACCACUCCGGAACUUAACAAUGACGAUGCGGGUGAGAAGGACCAGACAAAGGACGGAGAGGAAGAAAUGAUUGCAGAAAAUGUGGCGGUUGAACCUAAGCCGGAACACGCCGGAGCGCCUGCAAAACCCGCUGAAACAAAAGCUACUGAGCCAGCUGCUGACGAUGGUGGAAUGCCGCCGAACAAGAAGAUUAAACAAGAUCAGAGUGUAGAUGAUAAUGUAACAGAUUCGUAAGUAUUCAGAAAUUAUGUGUUAGUAGUCUAUGUCGGAUUUCGUCGUAAAGUUUACUACAUGUAUGCGUAAAAUAUAUCAAUAAAUCGUUUAGUGUGAAAUUA
Toxorhynchites rutilus septentrionalis is the source of this 4851-nucleotide messenger RNA. RefSeq names its product zinc finger protein 423-like. The record is from RefSeq and is a predicted model, not a curated record. Gene Ontology annotation, cellular component: nucleus. Gene Ontology annotation, biological process: regulation of transcription by RNA polymerase II. The coding region runs from base 131 to 4750 and encodes 1539 amino acids. NCBI's taxonomy places the organism in Eukaryota, Metazoa, Arthropoda, Insecta, Diptera, Culicidae. The transcript is spliced from 3 exons. Gene Ontology annotation, molecular function: DNA-binding transcription factor activity, RNA polymerase II-specific; zinc ion binding; RNA polymerase II transcription regulatory region sequence-specific DNA binding.